CUUUGGCAGGAGAGCAAGAGCACUGGCACAACCGCGCGCCGCCGACGCGGUGCGGCAGGAGUGAAGGACAGGUUGCAGCGAUGCGAGUUACACCAUUCGUCCUGCCGCUGGCGGCGCAAGCGCUCGUCGCGCCGCGCCCGCACAUGAAGCGCCUCAGCAGUCAGCGCCCGGCGGCGGUGCGCCGGCCGCGUCGCAACCCGUCGCGGUGCCUUCUCGCUUUGCUGAUGACGCCGUCGACGCGAAGCUGCAAUGACACAAAACGCCGAAACCCGCCGCGCGCAGGCCCUCGAGGACUACUGCCCGCCGCUGCCCGAGGCUUUCGAGGCCCAGGCCGCGCUGACGGCGGACGGCGCCGCCGAGGCCUACAAGGCGUCCCUCGACGACCCGUCCGGCUUCUGGGCGUCCGAGGCCGACCGCUACCACUGGCAGACGCCGUUUGAUAGAUCGAAUGUGUACAGCGCGAACUUUAAGCGCAGCGCGGGGCCCAUCGCGGCGCGCUGGUUCGAGGACGGCGCGACGAACAUCGCCUACAACUGUUUGGACCGCCAGGUCGAGGCGGGCCUGGGCGACAAGCUCUGCUUCAUCGCCGAGAGAAAUGAUGAAGGCGAGACGUCGCCCUUACAGCCGGAGACCUACACCUACGCCGAGGCCCUCGAGGAGACGAAGAAGCUCGCGGCGGCGCUGCGGGCCCGGGGCGUCAAGAAGGGCGACCGCGUCGCGCUGUUCAUGCCGAUGGUCCCCGAACUCGCGAUCGCCAUGCUCGCGUGCGCGCGCAUCGGCGCCGUGCACACGGUGGUCUUCGGCGGCUUCUCGCGGGACUCGCUCGCGUCGCGCAUCGCCAGCGCGGGCGCGACGUGCGUCAUCGCCGCCGACGGCGUGCGCCGCGGCGGCAAGGUCAUCGACCUGUGGGGCAUCGCCAAGGACGCGCUCGCUUCUGUGUUUUUGCGGCGUCCUUCUUUUGUUGUUUGUCCUUUUGUUCUUUGCUCGUCCUUGCGUCGCGCGACGCGCCUUGGGGCUCGCGCCGCCUUGGGAUCCUCCCCCGCGUUCUCGCGGCACGCGUCUCGCUGUGCGUGGCGAGAGGACCCCGCCGGACGCCAUCGACGCGGCAUGCCUACGCAGGCGCGGGACCAGGGCACGCCGGUCGCGGGCGGCGCGGUGAUCCUGCGGCGCCUCGACGACGCCGCGUACCCGGAACCGCAACUCGCCGCCGACGAGGCGUGGUGGCACAACGUCGUCACGUCCACCGACGGCUCAGACGUCGAGUGGAUGGCCGCCGAGGACCCGCUCUUCAUCCUCUACACGUCUGGGAGCACGGGCGCGCCCAAAGGUAUUGUACAUGCCACGGGCGGCUACAUGGUCGGCGCGGGCCACUCGUUCCGGACGGUCUUCGACGCGCCGGUCCGCGCGGACGACGUCUGGUUCUGUACGGCCGACUGCGGCUGGAUCACGGGCCACACCUACGUCGCCUACGGCCCCCUGCUGAACGGCGCGACGCAGAUCGUCUUCGAGGGCGUGCCGUCGUGGCCCGACGCGGGCCGCCUCUGGCGCAUCGUCGACCAGCACAAGGUGACGCACCUCUACACGGCGCCGACGGCGAUCCGCGCGCUCAUGCGCUCCGGCGACGACCCCGUCACGUCCACGUCGCGCGCGUCGCUCAAGCUGCUGGGCUCCGUCGGCGAGCCGAUCAAUCCGGAGGCCUGGCGGUGGUACCGCGAGGUCGUGGGCGACGACCGCUGCCCCGUCGUGCGUUUCGCGGCGUCCUAACGCCAUCGCCGCGGCGCGCCGUCGAUCAGCGCGUCCGAAACGCAGGCCGACACGUGGUGGCAGACCGAGACGGGCGUCAUCCAGAUCGCGCCGACGAUGGCGUCCGGCGCGGGCCCGCACAAGCCCGGCGCGGCCAUGACGCCCGUCGCCGGCUGCGUGCCCGCGUUGCUCGACGCGGCGACGGGCGCCGAGAUCCCGGCGGUCAUUGGCGAGGAGGCCAAGGGGCUGCUGGUGCUGAAGCAGCCGUGGCCGUCGAUGGCGCGGACGUGCUGGGGCGACCACGAGCGGUUCGAGAACACGUACUUCAGCUACGACGGCUACUACCUGACGGGCGACGGCGCGCGGCGCGACGCGGACGGCCACUACUGGAUCACGGGCCGCGUCGACGACGUGGUGGUGGUGUCGGGCCACAACAUCGGCACGGCGGAGGUCGAGUCGGCGCUCGUGGCGCACCCCGCGGUGAGCUUUUGCGGCGUCCCCCAGCACGCCAUCGACGCGACACGCCAUCGACGCGACGCGCCAACAAUACAACACAACGCAGGUCGCCGAGGCCGCGCUCGUGGGCGUCCCGCACGACGUCAAGGGCUCGGCGUUGUACGCGUUCGUCACGCUGACGCAGGACGCCGAGGGCCAGGCCGGCGACGAGCUGGCCAAGGAGCUGAAGCUGCGCGCGCGCGCGGACGUCGCGGCCUUCGCGUCGCCGGACACGUUCCACUGGGCGCCGACGGGCCUGCCGAAGACGCGCUCCGGCAAGAUCAUGCGCCGCAUCCUGCGCAAGAUCGCGGCGGAAGGUGCGGACGUGUCCGGGCUGGGCGACACGUCGACGCUCGCGGAUCCCGGGAUCGUGGACGAGCUUAUUGCUAGUCAUGCGGGGGCGUCGAAGUAGUCGCUGCGCGCGUGGUAACUCGAAGGUUUCUGCAACUUUACUGUGCGCCAUCGACGCGACCCCGACACGCGCCCAG
Pelagomonas calceolata is the source of this 2726-nucleotide messenger RNA. The record is from the annotation of a GenBank genome assembly. NCBI's taxonomy places the organism in Eukaryota, Pelagophyceae, Pelagomonadales, Pelagomonadaceae.